Ilex paraguariensis (yerba mate) is the source of this 654-nucleotide messenger RNA. Lineage: Eukaryota; Viridiplantae; Streptophyta; Magnoliopsida; Aquifoliales; Aquifoliaceae. The record is from the annotation of a GenBank genome assembly.
AUGGGAGAGGUAGCAGCAAACCAGAAUUCCAGCAACCUCACAGCUCAAAAGUCACAACUCACAAAAUCCUGGAAGAUCAAAGGCCCAGCCGAGAAGAACUGCAGUGUCAUAAAUGAUGGCAAAUUCAUCAACAAUGAAUUCAAUGAUGUAUAUUUGGUGACAACAUUAGUUCCAAUUCCUUUGGAGGCUUUUACUCUUCAGGAAUCUGAAGUCUCAGCUGUCAAAUAUAUCUCCUGCGAGGAGUAUAGAAGCUUGCUUGUUAAAGAAGAUCCUGCGUAUGUCCCGUACGAUGUUAAUGAUCAAUAUGGUCAGCUCUUUGAAAUAAUUGCAAAAAGGUAUGUGGUUGUCUAUAAAAUAAAACUCCCUACAGAAGAGUACAACGAAAAUUUGCAAGCCCGGAGUUUAGCUCUACAGAAGAAGCUGUGUCGUUAUGCUCAUAUCUCCCUUAGUGCAGAGUUGAUGGGGGUCACUGAUGCUGAUAAAGAAGCUCUGGCACUACUUAUUAAAGCAGCAACAAUCAUGGAUGAAAUUUUUCACCUGCAGGUUUGGUACAGCAAUCCAUCUUUAAGGGAUUGGCUAAAGGUGCAUGCUGACAAAUCUCAUUUGGACAAGCUAAAAUGGAUGUAUUACUUAAUUAAUAAAACUCCAUGGUAA